UAUACAUUUUGCCACAAUUAUAGGUCAGGUUUUUGAUGUGGUGAAAUGAAGGCUAACACUUUGGUGUGUAGGACUUUUGUGCAAGGAGUCUCUCGGAUCUUAGCUUCAGGUGUUGGGUUGUAAGUCAUUCUAAGCAAUCUCCCUGUAAUUGCUUUUUAGAUUUAUAAUAACAUGCCUUUUUAAUAGUUCAGAUAUGCUAACUUUCAGUAGCAAUCUAAUGGCACCUGUAGGGAGGUUCAUCUGGGGCUGGAGAGGGAGUCUAGAGCUCCAGCAUCCUGUGUUUGGGCCUGGCUGCAUCACCUGUGCAUCCCUUCGAGGGCUGGCGUGUCGUGACGGAGCCUCGGGAGGGGUAACGGGGGCCCACCCCCCGGCUCCCGCCGGGAAGCCGCCGCGGUCCUGCGAGGACUACUGGUGGGAGUGGAAGCACUGCCGCGGGCUGCAGCACGCCUUCCACCACUACUACACGUACGGGGAGCUGCCGGCCUGCGACCGCUGGCGGGACGACUACGAGGCGUGUCGCGCCUGGGAGAGGGGCUGCGCCGCCGCCGCGCAGGAAGCUUUGUGCAAGAGUGAAAGAGCUCGAGUUAUGGAAAAACAGAAAUAUGCUCCAGUGUGGACAUUCAGGAAGAGCCCACCGCCUGACUGGUAUCUUCCACUUGACCAAGACAAACCAAAUUAGCAAGACCCUUUUGCUGUGUUUGGAUUUCAUCUCAGCAACGCAUCAGGCAACUCCCAAACUAGUGCAUCUAUGAUCUAGCUCCUCUUGCUCGACAAGGACCUCUUCCCCUGCCAGCUGGUGUUGCGCACUUUUGGAACAAGGUACCCACCCCACACCUGCCAGAUGGGAAAACAAAAACAAGCUGGGACUCCUCCCUGCCAGUUCAGGACAAUCACAACCACUGACAUUUAAAAAGCAUUUUUCAGAUUCAUGACUGUCAUAGGUUAAAAGCUUCUUACCCACUGGGAUGAUGUUGCAGGCCCUGAAACUGCAGCCCUGUCCCUUUGUGGAACUGCUCUCCAAUGGUGGUGUGUUGACAGUGGUAUUCAAAAUUACUACAAAAAUAAAGGUUUAAAAUGAA
This is a messenger RNA of Colius striatus (speckled mousebird), 1079 nucleotides long. It is a transcript of the gene C17H22orf39, whose product is annotated as chromosome 17 C22orf39 homolog. Bases 194 to 679 code for a protein of 161 amino acids. The transcript is spliced from 4 exons. NCBI's taxonomy places the organism in Eukaryota, Metazoa, Chordata, Aves, Coliiformes, Coliidae. The record is from RefSeq and is a predicted model, not a curated record.